Megalops cyprinoides (Indo-Pacific tarpon) is the source of this 1249-nucleotide messenger RNA. It is a transcript of the gene wnt8b, whose product is annotated as wingless-type MMTV integration site family, member 8b. Lineage: Eukaryota; Metazoa; Chordata; Actinopteri; Elopiformes; Megalopidae. The transcript has 6 exons. Gene Ontology annotation, molecular function: cytokine activity; frizzled binding. Gene Ontology annotation, biological process: neuron differentiation; multicellular organism development; canonical Wnt signaling pathway. Gene Ontology annotation, cellular component: extracellular region. The record is from RefSeq and is a predicted model, not a curated record. Bases 1 to 1077 code for a protein of 358 amino acids.
AUGUUUAUGCAUUUGGAGGUCUGCUACUACAUUUUUAUUCUGAUGGUCCACAUGAAGUCGUGUUGCAGUUGGUCAGUGAAUAAUUUCCUGAUGACUGGCCCAAAGGCUUAUCUGAUCUACUCCAGCAGUGUGGCAGCUGGCGCUCAGAGUGGAAUCGAGGAAUGCAAGCACCAGUUUUCAUGGGACCGCUGGAACUGCCCAGAGAGAGCCCUGCAGCUGUCUACCCACAGCAGCCUGAGGAGUGCCAAUAGAGAGACAGCGUUUGUCCAUGCUAUCAGCUCCGCCGGAGUCAUGUACACCCUCACCCGGAACUGCAGCCUUGGGGACUUUGACAACUGUGGGUGUGAUGACACGAGGAACGGACAGCUGGGUGGUCACGGCUGGCUGUGGGGAGGCUGCAGUGACAAUGUGGGCUUCGGGGAGGCCAUCUCCAAGCAGUUUGUUGAUGCCUUGGAGACAGGGCAGGAUGCACGGGCCGCUAUGAACCUGCACAACAAUGAAGCGGGACGAAAGGCAGUGAAGGGUACCAUGCAACGGACAUGCAAGUGCCAUGGCGUGUCAGGGAGCUGCACCACACAGACCUGCUGGCUGCAGCUGCCUGAGUUCCGUGAGGUGGGCAACUACCUGAAGGAGAAGUACCACAAGGCCCUGAAGGUAGACCUCCUGCGGGGCGCAGGCAACAGCGCAGCCAGCCGCGGUGCUGUUGCUGACACCUUCAGCUCCAUCUCACGGAAGGAGCUGGUGCACCUGGAGGACUCGCCCGACUACUGUGUGGAAAACCGCACCCUGGGGCUACCAGGCACUGAGGGCCGAGAGUGCAUCAAGAAAGGCAAGAACCUGAGCAAGUGGGAGCGGAGGAGCUGCAAGCGGCUCUGUGGGGAGUGUGGCCUGGCCGUGGAGGAGCGCAAGGCUGAGAUGGUGUCCAGCUGCAAUUGCAAGUUCCAUUGGUGUUGUGCUGUCCGCUGUGAGCAGUGCCGCAAGACCGUCACCAAGUACUUCUGCGUCAAGAGAGGCCGCCGCAGCAAGGGAGGCAGCACCACCCUCAGGAAGAGCCUCCGGCUGAAGAAGAGGAACUGAAAGGAGGGUCCCCCGGAUAUCCGCCUGCCCCUCUCCUCCCUGCCCCACACGCCCACCCUGUACACACUGAGGCAGCACUCUCCCCAAACACACCAAACCCAGGAAGAGGCUGGCCACUACAGAGCGCAGUCACGGAACAGCCUGCCUGAAGGUGGAGCCAUGUGUCAUUGCA